AUGGACGGGAAACCUCUCCAGUCUACCCAUGGCGACCCUCCCAAGCAACAAACAUAUGAUGUCGACGACAAGCCCAAAGCUACUGAUGCUCCCCCGAUAUCCGCCCAGCGACCCACAGUCACCCUUGCAGCAGACCCGACACACGACCCGGAAGACCCUUUGCGACACAAGACCAAAGCAGACUCUGAGAAAUUUGACUCCGCAUCAUCUCAAAACGACACAAACCUCGGCGAUGUCGCAGAUAUUCGAAAUGCCAGCAUCUCUCCCAACAAUCCUCCAGCCAAGAAGCUGAACACGACCCAAACCGUCAUCAUCUUCAUGACAAACGAGAUUGGAAUUGGCAUUCUGUCAUUACCCAGUGCGCUCAACACGCUUGGUUUCUUCCCAGGUAUUGUAGCCAUUAUCGGCAUGGGCAUGCUCAGUCUGUAUACUGCCUACAACCUGAUUCAAUACUGGCGAAAAUACCCUUACAUGCUGAACAUUGUUGACUACGGGCGCGUCCUUGGUGGGCCCUGGGUCGAAGCUGUAUUUGCCAUUGGCUUUCUCAUCAACAUGGCGCUCAUCAGCGCGUCGGCUGUCGUCACCAUUUCCAUUGGUCUCAACACGAUUAGCGAGCACGCAACUUGCACGGUUGCCUUUACGGUUGUCGCGGCCGUCGUCAUGUGGGCCAUGUGCGUACCUCGAAGCAUGCGCUUCGUAUCAUGGGCCUCGUGGCCUUGCACAUUCUCCAUCUUCGCCGCCGUCGUCAUGGUCAUGGUCAUUCUGGGUGUCCAAGGCCCACGGAACCCAGAAGCGGCGCUCAAUCUCAAGGCUAUCGGCAGCCCGACCUUUACACAAGCUGUUUCUGCAUUCCUCAACAUUGCAUUUGCUUUCAGCGGUAAUCAGGCAUUUCCGACAGUCUUGGCGGAGAUGGAGAACCCCUCCCGUGACUACCCCAAGGCUAUCAUUAUCGAGAAGUGCGCGACGACAACCAUUUAUGUGAUUGUUGCUGCAGUCGUGUACGCACUAUCUGGCGAGCAGGUCGCAUCACCCGCGCUCGGCUCGCUUCGUCCUGUCAUGGCCAAAGCCUCAUACGGAGUUAUCUUCGUGGGGCUCUUGGGCACUGGUCUUAUUUUCGGUAUGACAGCAGCACGCUACCUCCACGUCUACUUUAUCCGCCAAGUCAGCACCCGCAAAUCCAAGCAAAACAGAACAGGCACCAUUAAGACCGACUGGUUCAUCUGGAUCUUCUCCGUAUCCCUCUUCUGGAUCACCGUCUGGAUCCUCGCCAACGCCAUUCCAGUCUUCAGCUCCCUCCUCAACAUCUCCGCCGCCUUGCUUCUCUCUUGGUUCACCUGGGGCGUCACCGUCCUCUUCUGGUUCGACCUCAACAAGAACGGCAAGUGGCGCUCCAGCGGCAAGAAGAUUGCAACUGCCGUUUUCAACAUCUUCAUCAUGUGCGUGACGCUGUUCAUGGUAGGACCGGGAAUGUAUGCUAGUAUUGAUGCGUUGAUGAAUACGUUUGCGACGACAAAGGUUAAUGGGGCGUUUACUUGUGCUGAUAAUAGUAUUCUGUAG
Bipolaris oryzae ATCC 44560 is the source of this 1557-nucleotide messenger RNA. RefSeq lists its product as uncharacterized. The transcript has 3 exons. Gene Ontology annotation, molecular function: amino acid transmembrane transporter activity. Gene Ontology annotation, cellular component: vacuolar membrane. Gene Ontology annotation, biological process: amino acid transmembrane transport. Bases 1 to 1557 code for a protein of 518 amino acids. The record is from RefSeq and is a predicted model, not a curated record. Lineage: Eukaryota; Fungi; Ascomycota; Dothideomycetes; Pleosporales; Pleosporaceae.